Messenger RNA from Penicillium macrosclerotiorum, 2400 nucleotides. RefSeq lists its product as uncharacterized. Bases 1 to 2400 code for a protein of 799 amino acids. NCBI's taxonomy places the organism in Eukaryota, Fungi, Ascomycota, Eurotiomycetes, Eurotiales, Aspergillaceae. The record is from RefSeq and is a predicted model, not a curated record. The transcript is spliced from 2 exons.
AUGGUCCGCGCGACGACACGACACCUUCUCGCAUUGUCGAACCCUUCGAUCCAUUUGACCGUGCCAGAAGUGUCUCGCUACACUCACAGAGCGUCUCACGAAGUCCACGACCCUUACGACCCAGCAACGCUUACGACUUUUCCGCGGCAGCGCCAGCAGCCCUCCGUCCCUCGCCCAUCCUCCUCUCAUUCGGUUGAUUACCGCCCGCCCUCUGCGAGCGAACAUCAACGUCCCCUGCGCCGAGUUCGUGGCCAGCCUGAAGUUCGCCAGCUCCCACACCGGCGAACAGUCUCCCUAGACGCUACCGGUAGACAGCUACCGCGAUCUCAACCACCGCAUCCGACGUCCUUCGUCUCUCGUCCCGAGCCGAGCCACGGGAUUGCAGGACUACGACCAGCUCUCUCCGAAGUCCAAACCGACGAGCACGGAUCGACCGUCGACGACCCGUACCAGCUUCUCGACUCCUCGUACUGGCCGCGGAGGACCACUCACGUCUCGUCCCGAACCGCGUCGGCUAUUCUAUUUGCGCUCGAGGACGCCAUCCGUCGUCCGUUUCCCCUUACCACCGAUUGGGAAGAAGUGAAUGCUUCUAUGUCAGCUAUGGUAGGCAUUGCUGGUCCCACCGGGCCCGUAGGUAAUAAUGGAGACCCGCGGGCGAUGCCAGGUCCGACGUCUGGUUCAUCUUCGAACAAACCCCCUAGUGGCGUGCGAACCCCGACCGAUAUUAUGAGACAACGUCGAGACCGAGAAGCGCGUCGCAAAGCCGAACAAGAAGCCCAAGAGAGAAAACAGGAAUUGGAAAGACAACAAUUGGAGCAGGAGCAGCAAGAGCAAGCUGAGGCCCAACAUUAUGCUGCUGGUGCUGCCGCCGAUUUACCUUCACAGCGCCGUGCGCAAGCUUCUCGAGCUUCAAGAGGGCCUCAGGUCCCACAGGAGCCUGGUGUAGCGACUGCGCCGCCCACUCACGGCUACCGCCCAACAACUAGCGCCGCGCCAGCGGCUCCCCGACAAGGCUAUCAAGCACCUCCUGCGGGUCCCGCUAUGCCUCCCCAGUCCCAGCCAGCUGCAUCGGCCAGCCAGCAGCGCCUGGGUGAAUCUACCACUCAGCAUGCUCGCUCACAAAGCGCCACCGCAGGCACAGUGCCUCAGACUGGCGCCUCUCAGACUCUUCAGCAGCCAAAGCGUGCCGGCUUCCCCCAUGCCUUUGAACGUUGGGAGACAUUGUCUUCACACUGGGAGGGUUUGACCAGCUACUGGAUCCGGAAGCUCGAGCAGCACAAUGAGGACUUGGAACGCGAUCCUCUGAGCCAGCAGCUCGCUCGACAAAUCACCGAUUUGUCCGCGGCCGGCGCCAACCUCUUCCAUGCUGUUGUUGAACUCCAGCGCCUCCGUGCAUCCUCGGAGCGUAAGUUCCAGCGCUGGUUCUUUGAUACUCGUUCAGAGCAAGAACGCGCGAAAGAGGUACAAGCUGAUCUUGAGCGGCAACUAAAGGCCGAGCGACAAGGCCGCGCUGACGCUUUCGCUGCCGCCCAAGCCGCCGAGAAAGACAAGACCCGCGCGGAAGAUCUUCUGAAUGAAAUGCGCCGCGAGCUUCAGAUUUCCCGGGACGAAGCUCGUCGCGCAUGGGAAGAGCUCGGCCGCCAGGAACAACAAGAGCGAGAUCGAACCAACUCUCUUCGCAACGGCGAGCCCACUCUCGUCGGUGGCGUCCAGGUCGUUCCCAUGAUGUCAGGUUUGCCCAGUCGGCACACCACACGCCCACCCACCCGCGAAGGUCCCUAUCCCGGUGGACCAACCGCCGCCUCGAUGGGCACUGAGUACCAUAGUAAAUCGACCGACCCGGCGACAGGCCGCCAGUAUUACGAUGACAACGCGCCCAUGUCCCCAACUGGCUCCGACCCCUUCAUCGAGCCCAAGAAAAAUCAGCCGCCCACGGCGAGCAGAGCGCCGUAUGAGCACGACCACCCGCAAGACCACAGCAACGCUGCUUACCAUGCGCCAACCUCCGAGCCGGAUGUUGACCGCGUCUCCUACGUCGGCAGCAGCGAGGCCGGCGACGAUGAGUACGCAGGCUACGCACGCGACCCGCAGGCUCAACACCCUUACGCCUACCCGCCGCCGCUGUCCGAGGCCAGUGAUGAUUACGAUCACAAGGCGGGUGAUGAGCGCCCCUACGUCUCGGAGGCGUACUCGGCCGCGACCACCGCCGCCCCCGCACAGGCACCGUACCCGCCCACGACCAUCGACUACAGCGGCUCCGGCUGGGGUGUUGGCUCUGGCUGGGAGGCUGUCACUCCGCGCCACCGUCACCCGACCCGCCUAAGCGACGUGCUCGAGGAGGACGAGCCCAGCCGGACGAGCCCGUCCCGCGCGAGUCAGGCUAGUCGCAGCAUGAUAUGA